Messenger RNA from Anopheles stephensi (Asian malaria mosquito), 7384 nucleotides. RefSeq names its product GPI mannosyltransferase 2 (gene PIG-V). Gene Ontology annotation, biological process: GPI anchor biosynthetic process. Gene Ontology annotation, molecular function: alpha-1,6-mannosyltransferase activity; GPI mannosyltransferase activity. Gene Ontology annotation, cellular component: endoplasmic reticulum membrane; mannosyltransferase complex. The coding region runs from base 376 to 2058 and encodes 560 amino acids. NCBI's taxonomy places the organism in Eukaryota, Metazoa, Arthropoda, Insecta, Diptera, Culicidae. The transcript is spliced from 3 exons. The record is from RefSeq and is a predicted model, not a curated record.
ACAUUGGUCCAACCUCUCAGCGACUGUUCGGUCGGUGUUGGAAGAUGAAGAUUGUUGUUAUACACUUCAUCUUUCCGAAAAUUCGCAAUUAAACAAAGUUUUCCGGUGUAAAAAUGGGGUUUCCCCUGAUACAAACCCUUGCAAGAAAGUACACACAUUAAGACUAAUCACAUUCUGUUAGUGUUCCGGUGUUAUUGCCGGGCCAGACAGCGCGCGCGUGUGUGUGUGUUUUGUGUAGUGAAGAAUUCGGUUUCAGCUUAGGUCCCAAAUGCUACACCGAUAACAAAUACAACGGUUCCCAGCGUUAACAUCCUGUGAAGCGGAAAAAUUAAUGUAUCUCGGACUAGGCGGCUGCUCAUGUGAAUUGGUGCAAAAAUGCGUUCGGAAUGUCACAACGGAGGCACCUCGUCGCCAAAGCGACGGAUGCACGUAGUAGGCAAUGGGAAGUCCCACCAACAGCAUCAACAUCAUCAUCGGCAGCAUCACCACCACAGCAGCCAGCAUGCCCGGGCGGAAGCGAUGAGCCAGGACAGAAACGCGGAUCUACCACCAACCAUGGCCGAACUGCCACCAUCCAGCGGAUCCUUUCUACACAUAUCAAUCACCAAGCUUGCCAUCGGUAGCCGGCUGUUCGUGAUCGUGCUGCAGCUCGUCGCUAACCUGCUACUGCCGGAUCACGAUGCAGGCGUUUUCAUUGCCCCGCACGACAAGGACGCACCCGAACGGCCACUCGAUGCGCUGGUACGCUUCACGCUGGGCGGGCUGAAUCGAUGGGAUGGCCAGUACUUCCUGCACAUUGCCGAGCACGGCUACACGUACGAGAAUGCGCUCGCGUUCUUUCCCCUGUUUCCAUUUAUCCUGAAGAUUGUGAGCAGUGCGCUCAGCAGCUACGAGGUGGUCACGUUCGUAAGCUACCGGGAGCUUUCCCUGCUGCUGGCAGUGCUGUUCAAUGUGGUGUGCUUUAUCGGUGCGGCCAAAGCACUCUACCGCCUGAGCAAGCACGUGCUCGGCAGCCAGAAGAAGGCGGAAAUCGCCGUCCUGCUGUUCUGCUUCAAUCCGGCUUCCAUCUUUUUCACCGCACCGUACACCGAAAGUUUGUACGCGUGGCUUUCGUUCGUCGUGAUGUACCAGUGCAUGGAGGACGUAACGUCCAUCUUCCUCACCAUCCCGCUCAGUCUUUCGAUUCUGUGCCGUUCGAACGGUAUGUUCAACAUCGGAUUCGUGCUCUUCUUUGCGGUGCGCCGCAUCACCGCCCAGUACAACUUCCACAACGUCAUCUGCAUCUGCUCGCGGCUCUUCUCGAUGCUGAUCAUUGUGCUGUUUCACUACGGCAUUGCGCAGGUGUACAACUACUAUCUGUUUUGCUUCGUGCAGAAGUUUAACUUUCCCGACCAUGUGCGCGAGUAUGCGGCGGAACACGGGCUCGUGCUGGCGGGCAACAAAUCGGACGAUUCGUCACCCUGGUGCACCAAUCUGCUGCCCCUGUCGUACUCGUACGUCCAGAGCCACUACUGGAAUGUGGGCUUUCUGCGAUACUACGAGCUGAAGCAGCUGCCAAACUUCCUGCUCGCACUGCCGGCCAUCUAUUUGACGCUGAGCAACUCCUACCAGUAUCUCUGCGAUCACUGGGAUUACGCCGUACGGUUAGGGUUGUUCCGGCUGACCAAAAAGCAGCACAAGCUGAUGCGUCCCUACGAUCGGUUCGCACUCGUGUUCGUCGUACACGCGCUCGCGCUGACCAUAUUUUCGUUGCUGUUCGUUCACGUGCAAGUUACCACCCGGCUGUUGUGUGCCGCCAGCCCCGUACUGUACUGGUACACGGCCGAAUAUUUUACCGGCGAGCGGACCUUCAUCCGGCGACAGGUGAUCCGCAAGCUGUCGAAGCAGGUCAAGGAUGGGGAGGAAAACAGCUGCACGCACGUGCUGAAUCACAUCGAGCUGAGCGAUCUGCUUGACUUUCGCUGGAUGAACGGACGCCAGCAGGCCAUCCUGGUGUACUUUUUCGGGUAUACCGUGGUGGGCACGGUAUUGUUUAGCAACUUUUACCCGUGGACCUAGGGCGUGACACCACCACGCGCCACCUUUACACUUCCUUUGCCGCUUACAGUUGCAGCGGACCACUAAACCGACCAUACUAUUACACGACCAAAGCAAAAAGACGGUGUUACCUAACACACACACACAUUCUACACACAUUGGGAUUACACUUAUCUCGUGCCUUUUUCGCUCUACAUACAAAACAUACAUAUUGCCAAAACUAUGAACAAAAUUAGAGAAAACACUAUUGUUCUCACGGGUUUAACCUGGUCACACUUACCGCGGACCGUUUUAACGACCAACAGGACCUACGCUUGCUCAUUUGCUCAUUGUUUGUGAAUUACGGCGGUUGCAAUGUUAUAAAAAUUGAAUUUCAAAAUUUGCCAAACUAACCACUACACCAAGCCAAAUCGGGAGAAGCGUUCAUUUUGUUGAUCCGGACUGUUUUGUUGUUUAUUUAGCGUUAGUAAGGGGUCUAGACUAGAGAACCGUAGCGGAAUCGCAUUUAAUUUAAGUACGCAAUUAAAAAACAAAACCAUUGGUUGUUGGAAGAAAAAACGCUUCGAUAGUCUGUAGUACGGUAGCGUAGUAAUGUUAAGUAAGUAUCUAUCAACCGCCUUGCAUUACCACCGAACACGAUUGUCGCCCCACUAUCACCCCAAGAGACCCCAGUGCAAGCCGAUCGCCGGCAUUGACCAUUUAGUUAGUCAAAUCAACAAGAAAAAGUAAGCGUGGUCAUAAAGUUCGCUAUAUAUGUAUAUAAUUAUUCUAAAAGAAGACAAAACCGCUGAACACGCAACGCAUGGAACAAAUGGAUCGACUUCCGUUCGAAACCGUUCGCCACUUGCGCCUCUACAGAGUGUGCUGAAACGGAUCGAAGAAACACUAAAGUGAAACUUGCAGAGCUACCCCUAAAUAUAUAUAAAUAUACUUAAUAAUAAAUAAAUCUAUAUAUAUUUAAACAGUAAGCCGUAUAUAAUAUACACAUCCUACCCCGGCUAGCACGAUUGAGGGCCAGGGGUAUGGAGAAAUCGAGCGAAAUGGGGGAAAAAUCCCGAAGCAAAAAUCCGUCAUAAAAGCCAUCACUUAGACGCGUUUUAUGACGAUUUUCAAAUUUCGACAGCUUUUCGCCCAUUUCUUCCAUUUCGCCCCUUGGCUGUUUCGUCGCGAUUUCUUUCAGUGUGUGCGUGUCAUCUAGCAUGAAUGUGGCACUGUGCGUGUGAUUGUUACCCUUUAUUGAAAUUCACAGCUGAAAACAUAAACAUUCAGAUUUCAAACCGCAAAGCAGCAUUCAAAUACAACUCAGCAGUUUCACCUGAAAAAUAAAUAAAUAAAACCAAAAUGUAAUGUCGGAACCACCAAAGAAAGGGCGCCUUUUUGCACUGCAACAACUGCCUUGGGCUGUAUUAUGCUCCACAGGCGCGAUCAUCCGUGUUUUUGGACCGCGAACGUCAUCAAGACCGACGCCGGAACCGUCUCUUGCCCCCGGUGCUGGUUCCAUGGAUAUCGCUACGCGACCGGCAGGAUCAUCUGCGACGUCGGAAUCUUCUACUGCUCUCACUGCUGGUUCCGUGGAUAUCGCUACGCGUCCGGCAGGAUCGAUGGAACAAAAGCGAGGAACGCAGCCCUCAACGAAAGCGAUACGUGGGAUGAUUCUUGUGCCUGCUAGUUCCGUGCGUGUUGUUCCACUAGCGACAAUGUCGUUAAAGCGUUCGCAUGGAUCGCAGCUGACCACAAGUGCGACGCCGGUACCAUCGGUCAUUCCCGCUGCUGGAUCCGUGGAUGGCAUUCCGUGAUCGUUAGGAUCGUUUGACGAACAAAUGCAAGGAUCGCAGCCGACUACAAGUGCGACGCCGAAAUCGUCUGUUGCUUCAGCUGCUGGUUCAUGCGCGCAUGACGUUGCGCGACCGGCAAAAACGACUGUCGUGCAUCAAGGAUCCCGUCAGCCGUCACCAAGCAUGACACCGGAACCGUGUGUUUCAUCACCGGGAUCAACAUUUCACGAAGAGCAGUCGUCAGCAAGCAGCAUUCAUCCGUCCACCGUAUCUAUUCAUGUAAAUAAGAACACAGAGUUAAUUCAAGCAAAAAGAACUUGUCCUGGGCACGAUUUUUGUUCACAAUGUUCAUUAUUAAAACUGGAUGCCCGAACUGCCCAAACGGCUGCGGUAGUGGCCACAAUACACCCGAUGAAAGGCGUGCGACGCAAUGCUCAAACCAUCCCGAUGCAAUAUAUAAGCAACGAAGAGUCACUGGACAGGUUUGAAGAGCAUCUUACAGAUGAAAAUUUGUUUUACACCUUCAUACAGCGUGCGGAUGCUGUACAAAAUUGGUUGCUUGAAGCUAUGGGUGGAGGUAGGAAAAAAAUAGGUUAAACAAGGUGUAAUAUUAGCGCAAAUGAAAUAACAGUAGGCGUUGCUAUGAACACAGUAGUAUGGAAAACAAUACGUUACCUUUUUCUGCCCGGUAAUGUGCAAUCCGAAUGAAAUAUGAUGAUCUCAAAACAGUAAUACUCUUGGCGUUGUUUACACACAUGGAAAGAUGCUAGAGUAUCAGCCACACACACAGCUUUUUUGAAGCAAUUUUUGUUAUUCCACGGCACUGCACAUAUCGGUAAUAAGUAAGAUCUGUUCAAAAUAAAGAAUAUUUAGAUUAUUUCACGAAUUUUUGCACAUAACCAAGCGGAUUGCGCAUGUUUACUUUCUGAACUCCAACAGAGUUUGUUUACACAUUUUUUGACAUAGCGGCGUUUUGCUCGCUUUUGACGCACGCACACAUUCAAAGACAGCACAGCGCAUGCGCUGCAACGAGCAAAACCGCUAGUUCGCCCGAGCGAGAUUGCCCCCCCACGAGUUUCACCCAUUUUCGCACGAUUUCUACAUACCCCUCACCUACAAACUGACCCGAAUUGUUUGCCGGGACUACUCCACAAACGGUUUUGCCAUCAUAGCAUAAUAACAAGAAGACUUUACAAAGCAGAUGAUUCGGCAACAAAAUGGGAAAUUUUUGAGUGAAAAGUAAAACAAAAAUGAAGAACCACUAAAAAAGGAAAUAAUCAUCUUUAAAAAAAUACCUAAAUAACGCAUCAUGUUUAAACGAAAAUCCUAAUACCGUUUUAAAGCUUUUCCCCCACUCGCUCUCAAUAAAGGUGGUGCAAACCGCGGAUAAAUUAAGCAAAGAAAAGUGACACUUACAACAAAGCACCUAAACACACGAACGAAAACAAUCAAACAAAUAUUUCCUUGUCAUAGCGGACAUCGUAGAACUGGGCAAUCGAACGAACUUAACAUAUUAUUGGGAGGAUAGGAGGGAAUGGGCGAACAGCAGAUAGCAGAUAAGUAAACAGUAGGUACAAUUGCAAUUCAACUGUUGAUUAUACAAUGAUCGGGCGCGGAACCAACACUACUAAUAACUGAAGUAAAACCAAACAGGAACAUCACGUUAUACACUGUACUUAGUCGUUGAGUAGCUGGUAAGGGAGACGGAGGUUCAACAUCAUCAUGUUAGUGAUUAGCUAGUAAUGGAGGUUUAAGAAUAUAAACGGGGCAUAUAAUAACUCACACAAACAUACACUAAACUUAUCGAAACCGUUAACCAAAAACGCAAUCUUAAAAGAUAUAAAAAAAACAACCAAAUCUUCCUCACGUAUAAAUCUAAUCGAAUCAAGAUAAAUUUGUAGAAUUGCUAUUUAAAAGCAGAUUUAAAAACGCACACACACACAGUCACCAGGUCGUGCUUUAUAUACACAUCUACUAUAAUCGAUUUUAACUACUUCAUAAACUUAACGAAACCUAACGAACCAGUUCAAUUACGCAAUGACAGCGCUGAAGUGGGGUAAUAUUGCUGAGAGUAGGUUAUACAAGCUGAAGAACAACUUCUGUAAGAAGGGUAAAUGGGGUGGCAGGAUUUUACAGGUCAGAAUUCAAUGGCAAGGGCUUACUGGCAGGUUUAGCAGCUCGAUGUAAAGUUUAAAACUUACAUACUAGCUUAAAAGGCGAUACAACUGAUUCGCAGUGGUUUACCGGCCUGCUGCAACAAUCCGCGAUAUCGCUCACGGUCCAGCGCCUUCGUGGCGGACGCAUCAACGCCAUCUGCGAUCAAUUCAACUGAUCAACUGAGAUGGAGUCAGUUUAGGAGAUUCUACCACGCCUCCUUUGUUUGUUCGUCUGGACAGCCCAAAAGAACUUUACAGGCUGGAUUGUCCGGUGUCAUGCUCAUGACAUGACCCGCCCACCGGAGCCUGGCGAGUCUAAUACGCUGCACGAUGGUGAGACGCCAGCGAUCCUUCUGAGCAACUUCCUUUCGAAUGCGGCUUAGAAGGGUUUCGUCCGUUUUGGACAGAGUCCAUAUCUCAGAGGUCUAUGUGAGUGUACUGGGGCCAUAAAUGUUCUAUACAGUCCCAGUUUCGUCCGCCGCGACAGGUAUUUUGAGUGGAGAAGUUUGCUCAGGCCGUAGUAUGACCGGUUGGCCGCCAGCACCCGAAACUCCAACCCGAGUUCUAGUGCCGCUCGCUCGAUCCUUUGGCAAAGUUUUGUUGCAUAGGAGAGCCUCAAACCAAAGAUGUCUUCGUCUUCAGCGUAUGCCAGGAUCUGGAUUGACUUGUAGAAGAUGGUCCCCGAAGUGUCCACCUCCGUAUCACGGAUGGCUCUCAGAAGACAGACAAAUCCAUAUCGUUGGCGCAUACGCUUGGUGGUAGUAAUGGACCGGAGAGAGUUUUCCAUCCACCUUCCCCUGGCAUGUGACGUUGGCCAUUCUCAGUUUUACACCCCCCGGUAAGCUUGGCCGGGAUUCCAAAACAGCUUCGGCAAAUAAUGCCUGGUUAAGCGAUAUGUUAACAUCUGCAUCUGACCAAUGAACCUCCAUUAACUCAUCGUCGGUCGAAUUCAUGCUAGCAGAAAGAAAAGCAAUGAAAUACAAUGCUUCAGUAAUUCAAUUCGAAUUUAAAUUUAAAUGUGGCAUCAAUUUGCAAUCCGUAGUUGUGUUUCCCGGGCAAAGGUACUAGAUAGAUUCCGAGGAGAGACAGAGCAGUUUAGCAACUAUUUAACGUUAAAAGGACUCGUUAUUAUAAACCCCCGUUUCUUCAUCUACUAAAUUUAGUGAAUAGGUAAAUACUUAAUUACUGCUGGGAGAUUGGUUGCGGGAGAGCGUCUCCUUACUUCUAGUCGUUACACCAAUUCGAUACAAAACUUGUUGAAGCAAACGUUUUUACAGAUCAAGAUCAGACUUUGGCUAGUAAUCGUUCGUGAUCUUUACUAUCUUCGACGACGUUUGGCGCGUUAGACAAUAUCUCUAUUGUUUCACUGUUAGACUAUUUCUAAUAGUAACUGCAAUAAACUGUUUCUCAAUCGAA